This is a messenger RNA of Oncorhynchus nerka (sockeye salmon), 1099 nucleotides long. RefSeq lists its product as uncharacterized. Lineage: Eukaryota; Metazoa; Chordata; Actinopteri; Salmoniformes; Salmonidae. The transcript is spliced from 7 exons. The record is from RefSeq and is a predicted model, not a curated record. Bases 96 to 716 code for a protein of 206 amino acids.
CCCUCAAGCUGUGUACUUUUCACUUUCCUCUGGGCAUCAAAGAAGGGAGUCAGAUUGUCUUUCAAUAGUCAACAUCCAAAGAAAUUCACACCAUUAUGGUUCAGUCCAGAAUGGAACGCAGAGAGGUGACAAGUUUGAUGAGGUACUACACCAUCACCACUGGCAAUACUAUGGAUUCUCAUAAUCAGUUUAUGAGACAACUUGGAGGAGGCUUCACUGAAGUGUUGUCACCAGCGCAGAGUGAUGUCAUCAUGGCUUUCUGUCCCAUCGUCUCUCGUGCUGGUACUGAUAUUGAGGCAGCACUGCAGCAGAUUCCAGAGGGUAAAGAUGUCAUUCUGGUAGUCCUGCAUCACUAUUAUAACCCAGAGUGCACUGUACCUGACAGCAGCAGACUAGUGACCAGAAGUGAUGUAAUACUCACAGUGGACUGUCUGUUCCAUGAGAGUAAGGGAGGACUACUGAACUGUCCUCGCAACAAAGCAGCAGUUGGUAAAAUUCGGAACCGGCUGAACAUGAAGCCAAAGGUGAUAGAUGCCAUCGUGGACAUCCCUGAUCACAGAAACAGGCCAAUGGUGUGUUCCUGUGUCCUUGAUUGCAUCUGGGCAGUCAGGCGUUGUUGCCAGAGAUCACCAUUUGCAUGUGUUGUUGGGCUCAUUAUGUUUAUUGCUCUUUUCUGUUUGGUGGUAUUUUUGAUUGUUUCUUUCUGGAAACAAUGAGGUUUAUCAUAAUAACCCAAUGGAAAUAGAGCAAGUAGGUCUAAACAGCAACAGAGGAAUAAACUGUAGAAAUUACACAGACAACACAGAUAAACUGAUUUAAAUAUACAUUAAAAAUAAUGAAUAAAGCCUAAUAAAGCACCUACUCUACAUACAUCUAUCUAUCUAUCUAUCUAUCUAUCUAUCUAUCUAUCUAUCUAUCUAUCUAUCUAUCUAUCUAUCUAUCUAUCUAUCUAUCUAUCUAUCUAUCAGGAUAGUAUAUUAGUUUAAGAUGGCAUGAUGCUCAUGUAAUAUUGUAGGACUACUCUGAUAGUAUAUUCUGUGUUGUCACUUUGUUCUGCUUUGACUGCCCUUCUUUUAAAUAUUAAAGUCAUUGAAUUUCA